Molecule: messenger RNA, 1737 nt
Organism: Colletotrichum navitas
Lineage: Eukaryota; Fungi; Ascomycota; Sordariomycetes; Glomerellales; Glomerellaceae
Product: Vps5 C terminal like-domain-containing protein
Exons: 4
Coding region: 1-1737 (578 amino acids)
Biological process (GO): protein retention in Golgi apparatus; retrograde transport, endosome to Golgi
Cellular component (GO): endosome
Molecular function (GO): phosphatidylinositol binding
Source: RefSeq, a predicted model, not a curated record
AUGGAUCCCCUCGAGGAAUCGCCAUGGGGCGAUUCGCAAUCGCAACCUACGUCCAAGCCCUCAUCGCAACCACUCUCCCAGAAUGAUGAGCAGCAGUCGACGUCGCAGACCUCGGCCAAGUCAGACACAACCAGCGGCACCACGCCCUCCGCUCCCCGCCCGUCACGCUCAGGGCCUGUCCGCAGAGUCGUUUCCGCUCAGCCCACCCGCCUCGAAGCCGUCGACGACCCCCUCGGCCCCCUGGGUCCUCUCGGCGCUCCCGCCGCUGCCGACAACGGCGCCGACGCUGGCCACGAUGCUCCGCCCGUUCCGCCGCAGAAGGAGCAGAUGGUGAUCCGCACCACGAUGCCGCCCCAGCAGGGACGCCGCUCCGGCCCGGCCGACCCGCACAACAUCGACGACGACGAGAACGACCGUCCCUCGGGCCCGAGGCAACCGCCGCCCGUCCAGGCUGCGCAUCCCAGCCCCGUGCGGACCCAUACCCAGCCCAGCGUCAGCGUCGAGCAGGCCAGCAAGCCAAGCUUCCACAUCUCCGUGGGAGACCCGCACAAGGUCGGCGACCUGACCAGCUCGCACAUCGUCUACUCCGUGCGGACCAAGACGUCCUCCAAGGCCUACAAGCAGCCCGAGUUCGAGGUGAAGCGCAGAUACCGCGACUUCCUCUGGCUGUACAACACGCUGCACGGAAAUAACCCGGGUGUCGUCGUCCCCCCUCCGCCGGAGAAGCAGGCCGUCGGCCGUUUCGAGAGUAACUUUGUCGAAGGGCGCCGGGCCGCGCUGGAGAAGAUGUUGAACAAGACGGCCGCCCACCCCACCCUGCAGCACGACGCGGACUUGAAGCUCUUCCUCGAGAGCGAGUCCUUCAACGUCGACGUCAAGCAUAAGGAGCGGAGGGAACCCAUCCCGGGCGAGAGCAAGGGUGUUCUCGGCAGUCUGGGUAUCAAUGUUGGCAGCAGCAACAAGUUUGUCGAGCAGGAUGAUUGGUUCCAUGACCGCAAGGUCUACCUCGAUGCGCUCGAGAACCAGCUCAAGGCUCUGCUCAAGGCUAUGGAGACCAUGGUCGGCCAGCGUAAGAUGAUGGCCGAGGCUGCCGGCGACUUUUCGGCGUCCCUCCACGCCCUGUCUACGGUCGAGCUCUCGCCUUCUCUGUCAGGACCUCUCGAUGCGCUCUCGGAGCUGCAGCUCACCAUCCGCGAUGUCUACGACCGCCAGGCCCAGCAGGACGUCCUGACCUUUGGCAUCAUUAUCGAGGAGUACAUCCGUCUUAUUGGCUCGGUCAAGCAAGCCUUCAGUCAAAGACAAAAGGCGUUCCAUUCUUGGCACUCUGCCGAGUCGGAGCUUCAGAAGAAGAAGAGCACUCAGGACAAGCUCCUGCGGCAAGGAAAGAGUCAGCAGGACAGGCUGAACCAGGUUAGUGCCGAGGUCGGUGACGCGGAGCGCAAGGUGCACCAGGCCAGGCUUCUGUUCGAGGACAUGGGCCGCCUGAUGAGGGCGGAGCUGGACCGCUUCGAGCGGGAAAAGGUUGAGGACUUCAAGAGUGGAGUCGAGACUUUCCUGGAGAGCGCGGUCGAGGCACAAAAAGAGUUGAUUGAGAAGUGGGAGACGUUCCUGAUGCAGCUGGACGCCGAGGACGACGAGACCGUCUUUUACCGGCCACCCGUCAUCCAAUCCUCAAAGCCGCCCGGCGACACGGCCAUUGACCGCGCUCGUGCCACAAUCAACGACGACUCUGACUAG